Molecule: messenger RNA, 4677 nt
Organism: Lithohypha guttulata
Lineage: Eukaryota; Fungi; Ascomycota; Eurotiomycetes; Chaetothyriales; Trichomeriaceae
Exons: 1
Coding region: 1-4677 (1558 amino acids)
Molecular function (GO): protein binding
Source: RefSeq, a predicted model, not a curated record
AUGAGCCACUCUCUCUGGAAAUACUUCUUUGACGAUGAUGUCGAUGGAUUUCGACACUAUCUGGCAAGAGCCACCUUCGACCGCAAUGCACCGAAAGGUCUGGGUGGCGCCUAUAGCCAUUCCCUCAAAGCAGGAAGUCCUGGUACUCUCGCGACAUCCCCGAGGACGCCUGUCAAGAGCAGGAAGGCUGGAAAGAUAAUCUUGACAAGAUCUGACAUCAAUGCAAGAGACGGAUUUGGUCGCACCUUGUUACACCAUGCGGUAUCUUCGCGCAGCGACAAUGCGCAGGAAUUCGUUAAGGUCCUGCUCGAAACACCAUUCCUCGAUCUCUAUGUGCAAGACACGGAAAGCGGAUGGACGGCAUUGCAUCGCUCACUCUACUCUGGCAAUAUCGCAGCUGCCCAGGCUCUCAUGGUGAAGGACAUUCAAAAUGCCACCGAUUACACAACCAAUGUCUCUCACGUCAAUGCGGGUGGCCUUGUAAAGAUCAAAGACCACGAAGGUAAUAGCCCUUUCGAGCUGUUCGGUCUGACUACCGCUCCUCGAGAUCUCCAGCAAGACGAGAACACACUCGAUGCUGCUGAAACUGCAAGCUUGUUGAGCGGGGAUAUGGACGAACGAGCAGCGACAGCUCAGCGCGACACCAACCCAGUGAACGACCUGAACGGCGAAGAAGUCUUUGCAUUCGGAAGCAAUAAGAAUAUCACUCUUGGCCUAGGCGAUGGUGACGAUAGAACGUUCCCAGAACGUGUACAACUCGUACGUCCUGCACAUCUCAUGCAACAUCUCUUCGAGGAUUUCCAGAGACAACGUCGGCAAGAAUCGCUCAACAACGAUCUCUAUGGAGACUUGCCUGAUGUUGGAGCGCUACCGGCUGUUGUCAAGAACAAGCCGUUUACGAUACAGGAUGUCGUCAUGUCAAAGCUUCAUACAGCUAUUCUGACCAAGGAUCCUGUAUCCAAUCUGCAUGUUUGCGGCUUUGGUCCUGGUGGUCGCCUUGGGACUGGCGAUGAGGUAACUCGUUUCGCUUUCACCUGCAUACAAGGUGGUGGCCUCGCUAAACGACGCGUCGCGAGUGUUGCACUUGGCCAAGAUCACACCGUGGUUGUAUGCUCAUCUGGUGAAGUGUUUACUUGGGGCAGUAACAAGUAUGGUCAAUUAGGUUACGAGCUUCCUGAGGUAUCGGCGCAAAAAGUCCCCUUGCAGCUCACUCCCAGGCAGAUAUAUGGUUUGAUCAAGAAAGAACAAAUUAUUGGUGCCGCGGCUUCGUCCCUGCAUUCUGCCAUUUACACUGCGUCUGGAUUGUACACAUUUGGCAAAAAUGAAGGCCAGCUUGGACUAAUGGAUGCUGAUGCGCGAUCUCUCGAUAUGCAAAUUGUGCCGCGUCGUGUCGGAGUCUCCAUCAUUCAGCACCCUGUCCAGUCUGUCGCUGCCAUCGAUCGUGCUACAACCGUAUUGCUCGAGAACCACGAGGUUCUUGUCUUCACGCACUAUGGUUUUACCAAGAUUGUCUUCCCUCUCGAUUCUUUCGGAAGCUCUAUUGCUUCUGAUGCAUUUUUCGCGAGACACAACCGCCAGACCAAACAUAUUAGCAGAAUCACCUGUGGCAGUAACACCAUAUGCGCCUUGACAAGUUAUGGUGAGGUUUUUACAGUAGAUGUGCCUCGGAACGUCGAGUCGGUGCCAAAUAAGUCAACUACCAAUCCAUCUAAAGCUCGCAACGCCUUGCCUACCCCGUCCAAGAUCUGGUCGAUCCGCAAAUCUCAUAUGGCUGCGGCGGAUGUUGCUGUCGGUCAGGAUGGAUCCGUCAUCCUCUGUACUGCCGCUGGAACAGUAUGGAAGAAAGAGAAGCGAGCAAAAAUCAAAUCUGUGCAUGCAGACGAUACGAAAUCUAAAGACUACAAAUUCACGCGCGUGCCCAACAUCUUUGGUGCAAUUGCAGUUCGAAGUAACUCGUACGGGGCGUUCAUGGCUAUUCGUAAAGAUUGCCAGGUCAUGAAGAACCAAAUUGCAGUGGAAGCGCCACAUCUUUGGCACGACAUGUUCAACUUGCUUGCAUUUCGUGAGUAUGGUGAGAUUACUGACGACGAGAACGCUGCUGAGCCACAACUACGUCUCUGGAGACCUGCCACUGCAGGACCAUGCCCAGCACUUAUUAAGCGAGCUCUUCUGACCGAUUUGAAAGCCGAGCAAGAUUUCAUUCAUUUGUCCAAACGUUUCGAACCAUUAUCCACCUCGGACUACGAUGUAUGGAUUACUUCAAACGUUACCGAAGUUCGUCUGCCAGUUCAUAGUCUCAUUCUCAAAGCCAGGAGCAAAGUGCUUCGUAAAGCACUUGCCGAAUUCUCCCAGUCUUAUUACUUCUCGCUUCCAGAUACCUUGGCCAUCGAAUAUGGUUCUGACGGACAGAUUCAGAUCCAAUUGCAAGGAGCAGACUUCCUAACUCUCACCAAUUUCGUUUUUUACUUGUACACUGACAACUUGGUGGACGUUUGGCGUUUCACGUCAAGUGCCUUGCAGCUUGCACCUCGUUACCGUAGUGUACGCACAGAGCUCAUGAAGAUCGCGAACGGUCUGGAAAUGAGACAUCUUGAGCGUGCAGUACGAGUCAUGGACGAGCCCAGUAGGUGCCUGCGAGAAGACUUCGAAGAUGGAUUUCACGAUUCCGACUUAUUUUCCGACGCAGACGUCGCCGUCGACCUGGCUGACGGCGAGGAACGAUAUGCUCAUAGUGUUGUUCUUCAGGCAAGAUGUCCAUUCUUUGAAGGAUUGUUCCGUGGCCACACAGGUGGAAUGUGGAUGGCGGACAGACGAAAGUCGGGCAACGAAGUGCUUGAGGCUGCUAGGGUUGACCUGAAGCACGUUGACGCCAAUAUUUUCGAGAUUGUGCUGCGACACAUCUAUGCUGAUACGGGUGAGGAAUUGUUUGACGCGGUUGUCACCACUGAUAUCGACGAAUUUAUCGACCUCGUGAUCGAUGUAAUGGCAUUGGCCAACGAACUCAUGCUGGGAAGACUUGCACGAAUCUGCCAAAAAGUUAUCGGACAGUAUGUCACACCCUGGAACAUCUGUGGUCUUCUCAACACCAUCGCUGAAUCUUCUGAGACCGAGUUCAAACUUGCUGGGUUGGAGUAUAUUGGCUUGAAUCUCGAAAAUAUGCUUGACCAGCGAUUGCUCGAGGAGCUGGACGAAUAUCUGCUUGAAGAGCUAAACGCCUCAGUUCAGUCGAACCAGCUAGCAUUCAUGCCAAUAGCAAGAAGUAGCAGGGCCCUGGAUCUCCUUCUCGAGCAGGAGCCAGCACUUGUGGAAAAUAUUGAACGAUGCCGACAACGCCGACUAGACUCAAUGCGUUUGCCAAGCAGGUAUGUAAUCGAGGCAGUUCGACCGACCCUAGCUGCAAGACCACAAAGUAAGGAAAACGUGCCAAGCCGGCCUCCCAGCGAGAAAAGAUCAGUCACAUCGACGUUGUCACCAGCAGCGGGAAGCCCUGCGAUAAUUCCUACGGAUGAUUUACAGUUCGAGAUGGAGGACGAAGCUUACAUCAGACCUGGCUCGGAGUCUAGCACCACAGCGUCUCCGUCCCUCGGAGGAAAACCCGAAGCUUCUCAAACACGAUUUCCACAUUUAGGACCGCCAGGACAGAGCUCUGUGGAACAAGAAGGAGGACUUGAUGUUGUAGCAACAUCCCCACAAACUGCAAGCCUUCCAGGAACGCCACUCGAUAGCGGAAAGAACGUUUAUCGUCCCGUAUGGGGCAGCUCGACACCAACAACACCUGGGCUAGGUCUCAGAGACAUCAUGUCACAAGAUUCUUCAGUCAAGGUCUCUAACUUGACCCAGUCCUUGAAGCAAGCCGCCGUUUCGUCUAAACAAGCACAGCCAAGAAUGUCACAGAAAGAACGCAAACGACAACAGCAGGAACAAAAGCUUCAGUCUCAGGCCCAUCUGGUGGAGAUGGAAGAAAGAGCCAAGCAAGGGCCGAACACCAAAACAGAAGCGCCGCAAUCUCCUUGGCAGAAGGUCGAAUCUAAGCAGACUCCGGUGACAUCUCCCGAGGUUACUCACGAGGUGAGACCAACACUUCCAUCUCGAGAAGCGACGAGUGCUGCAAGUGUACAACAACCCCAAGGUCGGAAUAAGAAACCAUCCCAACCAGCACGCAGUGUCUCUACCCCAGCCUCAACCCCAGGAAUGACUGGUUUCUCGAAAGCCCCUCCACCACAAAUACAAUCCAUCCGUCAUACACCAACACCCGCACAAGCAAGUUCCUGGUUAGAUGCACGGACGUCGAUGGCAGACAUAUUAGCACAGCAGCAGUACGAAAAGUCAGCUAUCAAAGAGUCUGCGGCGAAACGGUCGUUGGAGGAGAUUCAGCAGGAGCAGGAAUUCCAGGCUUGGUGGGACAGUGAGAGCCGUAGAAUCCAGGAGGAGGAGGCAGCAGUGAAUAAUGCUGUAGCCAGAAGUCGACCGUCAAGAGGGGGUCAAGGCGCCGCGAAGAAAAAUGCAAGUCGAGGAGACGGUAAAGCUCAACGCUCUCGCACACGACCAGGCCAUGACGAAAAUGACAGACCCGCGCACGCAGAGGCAUCUCAUCGAGGCAGGCAAAACGGGCGCGGUGGUUUUGCAGGUAGUGCUCGUGGGAGAGGUAAUAGGAGCAUGCCGCAAGAUGUACAGUAG